Macrosteles quadrilineatus (aster leafhopper) is the source of this 1252-nucleotide messenger RNA. RefSeq lists its product as uncharacterized. The transcript is spliced from 7 exons. The record is from RefSeq and is a predicted model, not a curated record. The coding region runs from base 78 to 923 and encodes 281 amino acids. NCBI's taxonomy places the organism in Eukaryota, Metazoa, Arthropoda, Insecta, Hemiptera, Cicadellidae.
GUUUCGGUGCUGCAGGAUACAGUAACUACCUCGUCUCUGACAGUGCCGAUGUGCAGAGCGCCUCUUGAGGACUAGUCAUGCUGUCUGCGGUGCUAGCGGUGGUAGUGGCCUGUGUGGCGGGAAUACACGGACAGGGAUACAGAUCAUCCAGAGACUCAUCCCCUCCACCAGUGCUAGUAGCCUCGUCUACCCCCUCCACCACGACCGAGCUUCCCCCCACCCCCGUGCCGCCUAGCAUAGACGUAGGCGCCAUCAGGGACGCUAUGGCCAUCAGCUACUACCCCAGCAGAAGAGAACAGCCUGCUAAACUGGACGAUGAUACAGUGAGGCUACCAGGAGGUACAGCUACCAAGCCAACCAAAUACCACUACUAUCCUCACAACCAACACAUCUACCUGCUACCAGAGUGUGCUGUACAACAGGUGUGUAACGCAGUUUACGUAAGGCUCAACUACACACAGCCGCUGUGUGCCUGCCCUUCACGAUAUAGAGAACCUUGUUCAGCCAGUCUCAACUCUGACGAUCUACACACCACAGAGUUGACUAUGGACCCCAAGGGAAAGAUCCUGACUCUAGUCAAGACAUGUGAGCCAGUAGCUGAUAUGAGGAUGUGUCGGGUGCCUCGAGACUGGAGUCUGCUGGCUCUACAGAACAUUCGGACAGGAAAGUCACACUAUCUCGUUAUCUGUCGGUGUCCUGACACCAGCGUACUUGAGGGCCCCAUGAGUCAUGAUCAGCCCACCUAUGCCAGUGUGCCGGGGAUACGAGUGUAUGGAAUGAUGUGUGUCAACAAAGCCAGCAACUCUACCAAGCGGAGAGGUCGACCCAUGCGCUACACCAGGAGUCUGAGGAUCAGAGGUCCAAAACCACCAUUUCCUUGGGAUAAGGUGUCUGAAAUGAUGAAGACACUACCCUUAGACUGAGCCUUCCAUGUGAUAAGGACUGCAGAGCCUAAACACCUUGUGUGAUAACAACGGGACAGACAAUAGUUUGAUUGUCACUUUAAUAAAGUGCAUGAAUUUAACUGCCAGUUUUCCAUUAAAACAAGUAUUAUAUGUAUCAGAAGAAAAGCUUCAUUAGGCUAUAAUAUGUUGUAGAAAAUGUAUUGAUCACAUUUUGUAAAAGCUGCCCUUAAUGUUAGUGAGGUUAUAUAAUUACAAUAAUUAAAAACUCAACAAAACUUUUCCUUUAGCUACCGUACUCUAAGUUGUCUUGUUAUAUUGCCAACAAAAAAUGUUCUGUUCAAGUUCUG